Leptosia nina is the source of this 426-nucleotide messenger RNA. Lineage: Eukaryota; Metazoa; Arthropoda; Insecta; Lepidoptera; Pieridae. The record is from the annotation of a GenBank genome assembly.
AUGAUUACAAAUAGCGAUGUUGGCGUAGAGAGUGUACAAUUGGAGUUGGAGGAGUCAGAUAUUUGUGGUGGCAUAAUUGAGAGCGAGAUUAUAGGUGAAGGUGUUUUUAUAAAUAGUGAGAUGACGGAACAGGAGCAGGAGCGACCCCCAAAAAGAGGUCGAGAAAAAGAUUCAGAGGAGGUGUGGAAAGUGUCGAGGAAGUCUAAGAGAUUUGGACGAAUGAGUCAGGAGGGAGAUUUAGUAAGAAUUGCAGAGGAUUUAAUUGAAGUUAGCUUAACGUGUACAGAAAAAUUACCAAAGCAAUUUGGUUUGGCGAAGUUGUUGAAAAGUGAAAAUAUUAAAAAUAUUAUAAAAGUGAAAUACGUCAAUAGUUACAAAGUAAUUAUUCAAUUUAGUUGUGAGGUUAGAGCAGAAACGAUGGUUUAA